UGAGAGAGGGAGAAUGGAGAGAAGAUAGAUAGAGAGAGAGAGGGAUGAAUAUAGGAGCUAACUGUAUUUGAAUUGAUUGUAGUGGACGGUGGAUCUGUCCGCUGAGAUCCGGGCGCCUCUGCGGUAGAGCUCGUCAUCCAGCAGCAGCAGGAGGUGCAGGAGAAGAGCAGGAGGAGGAGAAGAGGAGGAGAGGAAAGGGGGAGGUGCAGGAGCGCAGCGCGCGGGCUGAACACGGACCCCGGAGCUCCAGUCUCUCCUCAGGGCGGAUUGGCGCACGAAGCUCGUGCUGGAGCGGAGGAGCCGAUGCGGUAAAGCGCUCGAGGCCGGCGGGGGAGAGCCGCGCGAGCCGCGAUGACACGAGCGAGCUGAGCAGAGAGAGCAAAAGACAUGAGAGACUGCAGCCCAUCGUUAUCCAGGCUCACCUCGGGGAGGCAGAACAUUGCCACAAUGCCUCUGCUGACACUUUCACUGCUUCUGGUUCUUGUCCAGCCGGUUACAAGCCAAGUGCAUGUGAACUCUUCCUUGUAUGAUGGAAAUGUCUCAGAUACAAAACAGCCUAACCUGGGGCCUUUCAAGCCCACAGGCUGGAUGGACAAUCAUGAAACUUCAUCUAAAGAAGAAACCGCAGUGGAUAAUAAGAGAAUAAACUUAUCUGUUUCUAAGCAAGGAGACAGUGUAUUAAAUGGACAUCCAGAGGAACAUAAUUUACCUACCAGUAUGGAGGAGGUAAAAACGGAACUUACAACUCAGUCGAUAUUUCCUAAAAGCAGAGUCUCAACCAAAACUCAGAGGCCUACAAUGAAGCGGAUUAUAACCACCACACAAACACAGCAACUAGGAGAACAUUCUGAAAAGGCAACAACCAAAUCCCCACCGGCCAAUCAAAGCUCAGACCACUCAAUGGUCAGAGAAGGAGAUGCAGUAGCAGUGGAAGAGCCAGUGAUGGAAGAACCGAUUCAUGAAUACAGUGAGGAGGACGUAUUAAUCCCUUCUGUUAUUAGUGUAGUGGAAUCCUCAGGUGAGACUGUGGAAAGGGAUGGUGUUGAAAGUGCCCAGUACAGACCUCAAGCUCAAACAGCCUACAGCGUUUUGACCACUGACUCCAAUGCUCAGAAACACCCUACUGUAAGCUCAGUGUCUCCGCCUAGACCUUCCAGUAGUGCACUGAGCAGUGAGAAACCUGCAACAACAUCAGCUUUAAACGUGGAGACCUCAAGAGUGACAGUCAGUCUGCCUGCUGUGGAGAAAGAAGCUAAAGCCAGUCCAACCGUUUCAGCGGGAGACCAGUCACAAGAAAGUUCACAGUCUCCAUCAAAUUCUCCAUCACCCAGAGACAGCAUCCCUUUACACACAGGCACAACAACCAAUCUACAGAUGAUAACUCUGCUUCCAACUGAAACUCCAGCCAGUUCGACCAAUCCACAGCCAAGAAACACAGUUCAACCAUCAAAAGCCUCUACAUCAACCAAACGGCAGCCCAAAGGGACAGGAUCUAGCACAACCAGCCCUCAGAAACCACAGACCAACAUCUUCAAAAGCUUGCCCCCUGGAAGUACAACAAUUCCACAGAGCCCAACAGAUACUACCACUUCUCCAAGCAAAACUCUUCCUCCCCCAAAGGGACGUGGACGUAUGGUACCAAUAGAAACUGAAGCAGCAAACGUAGGAAAAGAAUUGUCCCUAGGCUACAUUCCUUCAGUUAAGCCAGGAUCCAUCCCAUCAACAACAUACAUCUCUAAGGAACCCUGUGACGCUUCUCUGGGCCCCUGUGGAUCUCCUAAAGACCCAAACGUUCUCAGUGAGCUUGGUGCUGCAAACGGGAGCCUGCUGGUGUGGGCAGACCUUAGUCGUACAUUGUCUUUUGCCUGGGAACUUCAUGUUUUCGGCUCUGCUGCCCUUUUUCUGCUUCUUACUGCUGGAUCCGCUCUGGGUUUGGCCCUGUCUCCCAGCAUGCACUGUCCUCACCGUGGGGCGCUAGCGCUAGCUAAUGGGUUGUUGCUUCUGGCAGGUGCUAUUCGAGCCGCCUACUUCCUGCUCGAUCCCUAUGGGUCUCGGCUACUUUUGCCGUUGCCUGUUGUCACUGCCCUGUACACUUUGCCACUGCCUCUCUUAAUAUGGGUACAGGCUGCGAUGGUGGUGCUGGUAAUAAAAGGGGCUGAGGUGGCUCUGCUGCCUCCGUCUUUUCAGCGACCUCCUCUUCUAGGUAUACUAGCCGUCCUCCAGUGUACCCUGCUGCUGGCUGCGGACCUGCUGUCUCCUGCACUGUCACCUGCUGUACCUGUGGUUUUGCAGAGCCUCACUUUAACAGCAGGAUUGGUACUCUGUCUAGGCUAUCUCUUUCUGGUGCUGCCACGUCUCUCAAGCCCCCAGGCAGGACAUGUUGGAGAUAAAGGCAUAAGCGGCUCAAAGUUAAGGGUACUGGCACGCGUGUUGGCAGUUUGUGCACUUCUCGGGGCACUGUGCUGCUUGUUGCAUGCUUAUACCUGUCUGUGGCUGUACGGUCUGCUGGGGGACUGGAGGCGCUUCCGCUGGACAUGGUGGCUGUGUCAGUUCUGGGCACGGCUGCUGGAACUAGGAUGGGCCUUUUGUCUGCUUUUGUUGGCUUCCUGGGUCUUCUGGAGACCUCGAGGGCGACAGACACGAAGAGCUUCAGGGCAGGGAGGGACUUCUGCAGGGGAAGCCCCCUCACCCUGCCAAUCGUCCAGUUCUUCCCACACACAUACUUGCUGGGCAAAGAUUGUGCAAAGCUUAAAGGGGCGUCCGCAUAGGAAAUCUGACAGCAAUGGAGUGGGAGGGGCAAAUGGCAGUGGAGUUGCGGGAGAGCUGCCCAACAAUUGGGCUGGACAAGAACGUUCAGGAGCAGAUAUCAGCAAGAGCCUCAUACGCAACCGUGACCCACCCAAAGAAAGCAACAGGGGACGCAACCAGAGAAGCAUCGCUGAAUCAUCAGCCGGGUCACUGCUAAGAUUACAAGCCCUUGGUGAGGCUCGCCAAUGCUCGGUGAGCGGCAGUCUGGACCGGGACAAAGAGUCCGCCAUCUCACUGUAUGACUUCGAUCUGCGACCUCCCUCGCCCAUUGACUUGAGCCGCAGCAUCGACGAAGCUUUACACCGAGAGCAUCUCCUGAGGGGUGGAAGUCUGUUUCGCCCAUUGGGACUGCCGUCACCCCCUCCAUCUCCAGGACCUUGGAUGCGCAGGAACAGUGACCCUCAAAUCAUGCUUUCAGACAGCAGUGACGAACACACCAUGCUGACUGAGUCGUCUGCUGACCUGGACCGGUCCAUCCCCAGUGCCGUUCCUAGUCGGCAGGUCACCGCUCCCCCUACACCCACCCAUCAGGGCCCACGCUGGGUCUCUGACGUUCCUGUGCCUUCCUCCAUGUCCUGCCCCGUGUCCCUGCACCCCUCCCCGAGUGCAGGCCGAGCUGCAACACCCAGCACAGAUGACACCAGACCAUUCCUCACCCCUGAAAUGGACAUAGAAGGCUCACGGCCUGAUAGCCGAGGUGGGGGACGGAGAUACCUAAAAGUCAAUCGGCAGGAUGACUCGGCUAGUGUCAGUAGUGACAUUAUCGACCUUUAAACUGGUUUAAAUUUACAAUCCAUCUCACAUAAUCUAAAAAAGAUAAAGAUGAGAAAGACAUGUAAGAGACACAUCCCAGAACUACGAGUCAGAGAGACCUCAAAAGAGAAAAGACUCAUGUCAGAUUGAACAUUAAGCAACGGAUUUUCACACUAACUUACUCUAAAUGGGAUACUCUGAUUCCGAAGGUGUCUGUUUAAACAGUAUGCUCUUGCACAUAAAUUCAUUCCACCACAGUUGAAGGUAGGUGAAGCUUGCAGAACAGCUUGGAAAAGCAGAAUGUGAGAAAAGGUGGCAUCAAUAAAGAGAGAUUAUCUUAUUGAUAUCCAUUCCGAAUAUCCAAACAGGCUGGAUGUGUUUGCACAGUUAGUUGUAAAUUCACAUUUUAACCAAGACCGUUUUAGGGCCCCUAGUUAUCAAGCUUCUCAGAAUCACUAGUAGGAAUUGUGCAUAAAAUGAACUAAGAUGAUCAAGGCUCAAAGUAUAUAGGACAAAAGACAAGUUGUCAAACCAUCUUCACAGAUUCUGACAGAAGGCUACAGCCAUUCUUUUAAAAAUGAAUUAAAGCAUAUGUUUCAGACAUUCCUUGAACUGCAAUAAAUUGUGAGCAUGAUAACAUUUAACAUUACAAUGACAAUUCAAUUAAAAUUUGUUAACUAUUUGCUUACAACCAAAAAUCAUAGGUUUCUUUUGGGGGUAAUGUUUUGCCUGUACUAAAGUAUGACGGUAGAAAGGGGGCUUUAAAAUAUUUUUUGUUGUUAGCUGCAUUGUCUUUUACAGCCUAUAUAAAGAGUAAAUGUAAGUGAUGAAAGUAAAAACUGCUUCUAAAAAAAAAACAAUUGCUUACCUUUGCUGUCUCUCUGCAGCCAUCUUGUGGCAGCUCCCAGCUAUUAGCAUUUCAGUGCUUUUAUGUUCUUGGAAUGUUGAUCAUGUACUUUAACUUGUUUAACCCUCCUGUUAUAUUCAUUUGUCAGGAACAGCAGUGGUGUUCCCGGGUCAGUUUGAUGUGGUGCAUGUUUAAUUAUGCAAAAGAUGUCUAAAAACAAACAAAUCCUAACAAGUAGUGUGAAUAUUUAAUGACUAACUUCAGUACUAAUACUAUUUUAUCAAUAUUUAGUGCAAUGUUGUUACUUGCCUCUAACAGGUAAUGGUUAAAUUAGGAUAAUUCACUUUUAUUUUUUCAUAAAAAAAUAUACAUGUUCAAACUUGUUCUAAUGCUUCACUACUUUAUUACUUUUGAAAGACCAACAUAUAAAACACAAUAGUUUUACAUGACAUUGAAACAUGCAGGAGGGUUAAAAAAAAUAAUCCAAAAAACUUAAAUCUAAGAAUUUUAAAUCAAUUUAAUCAAUUGUGCACUUGAUAAUUUGAGAAGCUUGAUAACUUGAGUGUUCUUUGCUGAAACUGAUUGAAUCUUUAGAUAAAGAUGUAUAUGUAUUUAUAUAACAUUUUGUAAAAGCAUUCUGCUUAGAUAAUAUUUUGAUUUGAUGCCCAAAGCCUAUAUUACAAUUAGGGUUGCAACGGUAUGAGAUUUUCACGGUAUGAUAACCGUCUCAGAAAAUACCGCGGUAUCACGGUUAUCACGGUAUCACAGUUUGUUACAUAUAUUAUUAAACUGACCCUUAAAGAAAUUACAACAAAGGUUUUUGUUCAAUUAACUAUUUAUUGUAGAAACCUGGAACAACUAUAUAGAUAAUGUCUCCUUAAAAAAAAUAAACUGUACAC
Astyanax mexicanus (Mexican tetra) is the source of this 5307-nucleotide messenger RNA. Its product is annotated as proline-rich transmembrane protein 3. The transcript has 5 exons. The record is from RefSeq and is a predicted model, not a curated record. NCBI's taxonomy places the organism in Eukaryota, Metazoa, Chordata, Actinopteri, Characiformes, Acestrorhamphidae. The coding region runs from base 388 to 3582 and encodes 1064 amino acids.